Papilio xuthus (Asian swallowtail) is the source of this 1883-nucleotide messenger RNA. Its product is annotated as sodium-coupled monocarboxylate transporter 1. Bases 78 to 1883 code for a protein of 601 amino acids. The record is from RefSeq and is a predicted model, not a curated record. Gene Ontology annotation, molecular function: symporter activity. NCBI's taxonomy places the organism in Eukaryota, Metazoa, Arthropoda, Insecta, Lepidoptera, Papilionidae. Gene Ontology annotation, biological process: transmembrane transport; sodium ion transport. Gene Ontology annotation, cellular component: membrane. The transcript is spliced from 14 exons.
UCGGCCUAACGUGCUGUUCGAACAGGGGCACCCAUUUGUGUUAUGUGCAUGAAAUAUAUUUCGAUAAAAACAGAAUUAUGGAGGAAAUACCAGGUGGUGUAAAUGAAAUGGCUUACCAAAUGCAAAAGUUCUCAUGGGCUGACUACGUUGUGUUUGUGUUCAUGUUGGCAAUAAGUGCUGUUGUGGGUAUUUAUUGGGGUUUUGUAAAAGACCAGUCCUCACAAAAUGAUUACCUACUUGGGGGACGGAAUAUGAAAGUUAUUCCUGUAUCGAUGUCCCUUGUGGCAAGUUUUGUUUCAGGUAUUACUCUCCUUGGUUCACCCACUGAAGUGUAUAUGCACGGAACACAAUAUGCCUUUAUAAUGGGUGGCAUAUUUCUAAUGUCGAUUGUCAUGACUCAAGUCUAUUUGCCUGUUUUUCAUGAACUUAAAAUCACAUCUAAUUACGAAUACUUAUCGUUGAGAUUCGAUAAUAGAGUUCGAUUGUUUGGUUCAAUACUUUUCGCAUUUACAUUGGUUGGUUGGUUACCGAUUGUUAUUUAUGUUCCUGCGUUGGCUUUCAACCAAGUAACGGGUGUCGACGUUCAUGUAAUAACUCCUAUAGUUUGUUUGGUUUGCAUAUUUUACACGAGUGCUGGUGGUCUGCAAGCAGUCGUAUGGACAGAUGUGAUACAGAUAACCGCAAUGUUCGGAGCUAUGGCCUUAGUGGCGAUUAAAGGCACUAUAGAUGUAGGCGGCGUGGGCGUCGUGUGGCAGCGGAAUUUAGACUCACAACGGAUCGAGUAUCCUAACUGGGAUCCCAAUCCAACAGCACGACAUACAAUAUGGAGUCUUGUCAUCGGGGGCCUUGUUUAUUGGCUGCAAGCAAAUGCUGUAAAUCAGACGAUGGUUCAACGUUACUUAGCAUUGCCCACGUUACGAGGUGCUAAAUGGUCAGUUUUUCUGUUUUGUAUUGGAAUAUCAAUUUUAUACUGUUUUUGUCUUUAUUGCGGACUGCUUAUUUACGCUCGGUUCCACGAUUGUGACCCUUUGCAGACUAAGUUAGCGAAAGCGAAGGAUCAACUCCUGCCUCUGUUAGUGAUGGACGUGCUUGGCGACAUCCCAGGUCUGCCCGGCGUGUUUGUAGCCGGUAUAUUUAGUGCCGCUCUAAGUUCGUUAUCGACAAGUUUAAACUCGAUGUCAGCAGUCGUGUUGGAGGAUUUCUAUAAGCCAUUCUUUAAGAGACAAUUGACUGAACGACAGACCAAUUGGCUACUAAAAGGUGUUGUUAUACUUUUAGGAUGUGUGUGUCUCGCAUUAGUUUUCAUCGUUGAGAAAAUGGGAACAAUUCUACAACUUACAAUGACUUUGGAAGCGAUGACGAUGGGUCCGCAACUCGGAGUUUUCACAAUGGGUAUUCUCAUGCCUUGGGUAGAUGCUACGGGAGCGUUAGUAGGUGGGAUGUGUGGACUUAUAACAAUGUCAUGGUGGUGUUUGUCUGCACAGCUGGCCAUAGCUAGUGGACAAAUUGUACACCCUCACAAACAUCUUUCUAUUGAGGGCUGUCAGUACAAUUUUACUAUAGCAGAUACGACAGAGCUACCUAUUAUCGCUCAAGUUAGCCCAGUACUUCACGUGUCAUACAUGUGGUAUACACUUGCUGGGGCUCUAAUAGCGGUCUGCGUGGGCCUGGCGGUGACCCAGGUGAAUAGGUGGAGGGGGAAGGUACAUGUGUUGCCUUCACCUAACCUCCUCGCACCACAGCUUAGAGGACUGUACAAGGAUCCCCCGCACCCUGGUGAUGACUCAUACAUAAGGGCGUAUGAUAGUAAAAAGGUUGAACGUAAUAAAAACUCUAUGUCAAUAAACAUGAAACCAAUAAACGAAAUUGAAGAGAUUGGUUGA